GUCAUUCAGUUAUACUACGGCUGGAGUCCAUGCAAUACUAUCCCCGGAAUAUACACUCGUUAUACAGAAUAUUCUUUGAGAAAAUUCUCAGCGACUGGAACUUGGAUACUGUAGUUUUGGACCUGUUGACUGCAAUCAUACUGUUUAACCCCAAUUGACCUAACCUUACGCAUAGAUUCCAUUAAGGUCCAACAGCAGACAUACAUGUAUUUACUGCAACGCUGUCUACUAUUGCGAUAUCGCGAUGAAACCGAGUCUCAGGCGAAAUGUCGGCGACUUUUACGGAGUUUGUAUUAUCUGGAAGUGUUGGCCGAGAAAAAGGUGCAAAACUGUCUCGAAAUUGAUCGCAAGAUUGUGGCACAACAUCCCCUACUGUUGGAAGUGUUUGACUUGCCCUCCAUGAGCCAGGAUAUUAAGCCCAGCAAUCUCAUGUUAUGUAUAUACUUUAUAUUUAGAAGGAAUGUCCCUUAACAAAAGUAAAAUUUAUCAUUUCUGUAGAUAUUUUAGUAUUCAGUAUCAUAAUUAGAUUCAAUUUCAGUAAAAAUUAAAUUCCA
Messenger RNA from Oppiella nova, 554 nucleotides. NCBI's taxonomy places the organism in Eukaryota, Metazoa, Arthropoda, Arachnida, Sarcoptiformes, Oppiidae. The record is from the annotation of a GenBank genome assembly.